Messenger RNA from Mytilinidion resinicola, 261 nucleotides. Its product is annotated as HMG-box. The transcript is spliced from 2 exons. The annotation marks the transcript as partial. NCBI's taxonomy places the organism in Eukaryota, Fungi, Ascomycota, Dothideomycetes, Mytilinidiales, Mytilinidiaceae. The record is from RefSeq and is a predicted model, not a curated record.
GAUCCUAACGCUCCAAGGCGUAAUGUCUCUGCGUAUUUGCACUUCGCUAGUAAGUAUCGUGACAAACUUCGGGAAGAGCAUCCUGGUAUCCAGUUUGGCGAAAUCGGGAAACUUUUAGGGAAGAAGUGGACCAGUUUUAGUGAUCAGGAGAAGAAACCUUGUGAAGAUAUGGCUGAAGCGGAUAAGAAACGCUAUGAGGCUGAAAAAGAGUGUUAUAAAGGUCCGGGGUUCGCUAAUACGGUGUAUCCCUUAACCCGUUGA